AAACCCCCAGCUGACGUCACCCUGGACCCCGACACGGCCCACCCCCGCCUCAGCCUCUCCCUGGACCGUCGCAGCGUCAAACUGGGCGAACGGCGUCAGGAUUUACCCGAAAACCCCAAACGUUUCGACGCCGAUUAUUGCGUUUUGGGGGUUCAAGGCUUCACUUCGGGGCGUCAUUAUUGGGAGGUGGAAGUCGGGGGCCGUCGGGGUUGGGCGGUUGGAGCCGCUCGCGAAACGGCUCGAAGGAAAGAAAAAACCACCGGCCCUCACCAAAAAAGGGAAAUUUGGUGCGUUGGCACCAACGGGAAGAAAUAUCAAGCUUUGACGGCCACCGAGCAAACUUCUUUGGCCCCAAACGAGAGGCCCCGGCGUUUCGGGGUCUACUUGGACUACGAGAGGGGCCAGUUGGGCUUCUACAACGCCGAGAGCAUGAGCCACAUCCACACCUUCAACGCUUCCUUCCACGAGCGCAUCUUCCCUUUUUUCCGCGUUUUAGCCAAGGGCACCCGCAUCAAAAUUUGCACCUGAGAGAGACCCUUUCCCCCUUUUUUGGGGUUUUUUUCCCCCCCCCCCCCUUUUGGAUCUCCUUUCGGGAUCCAACCGCUGCACUCGUCGUCUUCUUGGCUUCGCUCACAAGGAACCUCCCCCCCCGGUGGUGGCUCCUCUUUGGGAUCUCGCCGCCCAUCGGGAACUGGUUUGGGGUUGGAAUUGGGAAGGAUCCGCCCAAGAAAGUGGUUUUCGUUUGGGUUCUUG
Calidris pugnax (ruff) is the source of this 753-nucleotide messenger RNA. RefSeq names its product E3 ubiquitin-protein ligase TRIM41-like. The annotation marks the transcript as partial. The record is from RefSeq and is a predicted model, not a curated record. NCBI's taxonomy places the organism in Eukaryota, Metazoa, Chordata, Aves, Charadriiformes, Scolopacidae. Gene Ontology annotation, molecular function: protein binding. The transcript has a single exon.